GCAGGAGGGUUUGGGUGUUUGGCCUGGAAACAGUCUAACUCAAGUUUCACUAUCUCAUGGUUACCAAAACUUUUGGCUGACCCUGAUUUUCUUCCUGUCUUGACUGAGGUUAGCCGUCAUGAAGACAGUACUUAGGCAGUACUUAGAGAACACUUUCUGGUACAAAACAGAUUUACACUGAGCAGCACAAGGAUUUAUUUUUGCUUGAUUUUAAACACUUUUUCGGCUUUUUCUUUUUUGGCUAAGCUUCCAAAGAUAAACCUCUGACAAAUAUACCUUUGUUUUAGAUGUCCACUUUCUCCACACUCCUCCAGCCAUAAUUAUUUGACCUUUGAAAUUGUGAUUUAUCCAUUUUUCUUAUUUCAUAAUGCACAUUUUUCUCUGUAAAUUGUUCAACACUUUGUUCAUUUGUUAUAUAAUUGGGUUUUUGUAUAAUUGCUUUGUUAGCCCCUGGAUUGUUUGAUUGUGAUUUAAUCAAAAUAUAAAAGUACACCUUGAGGUUUGCAUUAAUCAUGCAAAUUGAGAGCAGUUUUGUUGUACACUGAAUUACCAUUCAGAGUUGCUCUGAAGGUGAGGAAGCACCAGAGUAAAGGUUUGAAAAGGGAGCGUUCAAUGGACGUGAUGGAGCAGAAGAAUAUGUGAGUGAGUCAAGACUAUAGAGUAUAUAUACAUCCACUACAGGUCUUUCACUUUCUGGAAUUAACAGUAAAUAGGUCAGAACCAAGGGCUGUUAGAGGCCCUGUGUCUGACCCUCACACACUGUGCUGUACCACACCAUCUUCCUUCCUGUGCCAGAGGGCUGAGGGCAGCGCGCACACAGGAAGCAGGGCAACCAUGCAAAGCUAAAUAAUGCAGUGGCUCAGUCUCCACAUUAUGACCCAGUAAAUGGCUGGUUAUACAAACACUCAGACCCUCUCGGGCUGCCCCGGCAGACAGCAGAGUGAAUUGAAAUGCCCUUGCAACUAUUUUAUUGCCAUCACAGAAGAGGUCAAUUCACAAUGUAAACUCUGCAAAACUGUGUGCAUGCCAGGUGUAUAACCUGGUCAAGAUUUUAUCAUUCAGGGGAAAUGUAUCCUCUGAAUAAAGUGAAUCAAAUCUGGUGGCAUCUACUAGCCUACUGGUGUGCAUGCUACAUGGGUUAUCUAAGCAAAGUGUGGCAGGGUGAAAUAAAUGCAUUAAAGAGCAAUGGAAGACACUUGUCAUGCAACUCCACAGACUGAGUGUCUCUUCUGGCAUAGGCCUGUGUGUGGCAUCAAAGAAUAAUACAAUUAGAGUCACUCUUUACACCAGAAAGCCACACAAUCACACACAUCAACAUCUUUAGUCAUCAGAUAGGCUCUCUCCCAAUCAUCUGAAUUUAUAAACGAGUCCAAUAACUUCACGCAGUGUGACAAAUCUGCAGUGUGUCAGCAGCCCUACAACUGCACAAUCUAACUUCUCCACACGUUUACUGCAUGUCAUGGGCAGAGGAGAUGCCAAACAUUCAUGUCACAUACUCAAAGUAGGCAACUAACAUCCCCUGACAGCCCUCUCGGCGUCCCACCCUACCUUCGGUGUGGCAAGUGGAGGACAGGAUGGUGCUCGGAGGGCGGAAGAGGUACGGCAGAUAACGGGAAAAACAUUUCAUCUUCUUCUCCGAUGCUUGCCAGCGGCUGAAGAGCGUUGCGUUGCAGGCUCCACAUCCGCACUGCCGCCGCGACAGUCAGCCAGAGAGGAACCAGGGGAGUGCGGGAGGAGAGAGAGCCUCUCUGUCCGCGGCGCAGGGGGCUAUGACAGCAUCACUUUUCGCAGGCAGACAGCGCAGGCGGGCGGGCAGACAGGCAGCGGGCUCCGGUGAAACUGCGCGCCGCCCGGGGAGCAAACAGCGCACGGUGUCAGCGCUGCCUCCGCUUCCGUGUCAGGAGUCCACUCCGUGAGUGUGUGAGUGAGAGCAGGACGGGGGGUCGCCUCCUCCGUCCUCUUACAUGGGAGGUCAGUAAAUGUGUGGUCUGCGGGUGUAAACAUCCAGUCUCAUACUCCCCCCUGUGCGUGUUUGGUUCUUGGCAUAAACAGAGCAGUUCCCUUCAACUGAGGAGAGAUGUUGUCCCCGUGGUUCCUAAAGGCUACUUCAUAUCUCUAAGCCCACAGAAGAUUUUUAUGUCACUUUGUUCCGCUGCAGUAGCUACUUGGGUCAGCAUAUGCUAUUGUUGGCAGUGUAUUCCAUGCAACAGAUAACAGAGAAGUGAUGAACAAAGGCUAAAACUUGAUGAAUCAUAGACAAAGUUGCCUCAAACAACUCACAGGAUCAUUGACUAAUUGGGUUUGGCGCCAUCUGGUGAUAUUUUUUUGUAUGAAAAGCAAACGAUCACAAGUACAAGUACACAAUAGAGAAUCAUUUAACAUAUGACACCAAAUUAUUUCGUCCGAAAUAGCAAACAUUUGAAUAAUGAUACCAAACAUUUAAAAAGAAAAAACAAUGCGGCUUUAAAGCGUAACCACUACCAUUCUGAUUCUAAUUUAACCCACAAACCUACAAUUAUCACGUAAAAUACUUUUUACAUCACCUAACGUGUGUCUGUUCAAUAUUUACUUCGAAAACGUAUUUAUCUACUGCUUUCGUAUACUUUUCACUGACAUCUCGCGAGACUUGGGUGUGAACUAAUGCCAGCGGAAGUACUUGUCGAGUCUCUUUUCCGCCGGCCAUAGAGGAGCAAACGGCAGGGUAAGGUUUCCUGGCGAAUAUUAUCACUAAAGUUAUCAACAUCCAUCCUCCUUGCUGUACCAAAGUGUACCCUGGUUGCAGAUUUUACAGUUCGACAACAGUAUAACAAUUAAAAUUAUGUGAUUAUUAACGACAAUGUGACAAUAGAUGACUGAUUAAAACAUCCCCGUACUUGGUCCCCGUUAGCUCCGAUAGUAUCCGCAUGUCGGCAACCGAGACCCGAGGUUCCUCAGUCCUGUUGUUACCGAUUUAUACUGUGAUUUUUGGUGGUUAAGAGGAUUUACUGUUGUAGGUAACACGACUGAUUCUAUGUGAUGAGUUUUGACGCUCAGGGUAACUAAAGCUUCAGUAUGUGUCAUGUUGUGCUUACUGAAUACUGUUUUGAAGCUAACUUAGCAUUUAGCUCUUAACAUUUGACACAUCUCGCCAGCUUCAUCACCACACUUAAUGUGUUGUAAACUGUAGUCACACAACCAUUAUGUUUAUUUUGAAGUUGUAUGCUGUUCGUCACGUGUUUAUAUUUGUCACUGCUAAUGAGUAGCAUGCAUCUGCCGACAUUCAUGCGAGAUAUGCAUUCAGUAUUACGCUUUUAGCUGGCAAGCAGAUGUGUUUGUGUGCCUGCACCUUUAGGCAACAGCAGUUUUGCGAUUCUGUGUUGUAGACUGUUAAUAGUUGUCCUCUAUUAACAGCAUCAUGAAGCUGAACCCAUUUGUCACAUCCUCCCGCCGCAAGAACCGCAAGAGGCACUUCAAUGCCCCCUCACACAUCAGGAGGAAGAUCAUGUCCUCCCCUCUGUCCAAGGAGCUCAGACAGAAAUACAAUGUGAGGUCCAUGCCCAUCCGCAAAGAUGACGAAGUCCAGGUACGCUUUGUCCACACAGUAUCUUGAUAUGGGUGUGAAAUCUUAAAUCUGCUUUCAACUGAUGCGUGUAUAUUUCUCAAACAGGUGGUCCGUGGACACUACAAAGGCCAGCAGAUUGGCAAAGUGGUGCAGGUCUACAGGAAGAAGUACGUCAUCUACAUCGAGCGUGUGCAGAGAGAGAAGGCCAACGGAACCACAGUCCAUGUCGGCAUCCACCCCAGCAAGGUGAGACACUGUUUAUGUAGGUUGUUUCUGUGAAGGUUGUCAUUGACUCCAGGAUUAUUCAAAAUGUAAUCAAAAAGGAAAUUGGACCAUGGUGUUUGAGAGAAGGUUAUGGUUAACACCGUCCCUGCAUUCGCUGCAUUUAUGCAUCAUUGACAGUGUUGGAUUGAUGCAUCAGCUAUGUCAUCUGUUCUUAAUCUGUUCUGCUCAUCCCAUUCAGUGUAAAGAGAACUGUAGCAUGGUGGUGCAGUGUCUAAUGCUGUUGUCUUAAUGCAAGAAGGUUGUCCUAAUCAGACAAGGCAGGGGUCUCUCUGUGUUAAGUUCUCAUGUUCCCCUUAGUGCAUGAGUGGGUUCUCUAGGUACUACAGCUCCCUCUAACAGUGGAAAAACAUGCUCAUCAGGAUAGUUGGUUACUCUACUUAAAGUUCCUGUAGGUGUAAAUGUGCUCAUGAUUGCUUUAUCAGUAAUAAUAAUUAUAAUAAAAUUUAUUUUAACACGCUUUUACAGGUGCUCAGAGACGCUUGCAUGUUAGACCUGUGAUAUGCUGGCAACUUGCCCAAGGAGUAUAUCCUCUGUAAGACAUCUUGGUCAGUUGUGCAUGUCCUCAAAGGUUGCUAAAUGCAAAUAAACUGUAUAUGACAUAAAUGUAUUUACUCAGUGGGGUGAAAUGGCAGUGUAGAGGCAGGGUAGAUGUAACAGAGUACAGUGUAGCUGGCAUCACAAAUGAACAACACAUACUCACUCUUCAAUCAAGCUUGUUUCAGUGGCCAUAGGUCACACUGUCUCAUCCUCACCUCUGAUUUAUUGUAUCCAACUUUAUGUCUUUGACUGUUUACAUUACUCUUUUGAUGUGUCCAGCGUCAGAUUCCCCAUGCAAUUAAAGAGAUAUUCCUUGAAGUCACAGUCCUAAAAUGACUUGCAUGCUCUUAAAACCAGGGCAUCAUGUUUCAAUAGAAGUGACUAUGGCAGCAAAAAACUUAAGGCCUCUCAUCCCACAGACUUUUGUACAGCUUAUAAGGUUUCUAAAUGAGACAUGAGAUUUUUAAACAUUAACCCCCCUCCGUGGUUGCACAGCACGAGAUACCAGCAUGUUUCCUGCGGAUGUUAUUUAAUGAUGUCUUUUCUAUUCUUUUGAUGCACUUAAUCGUGGCCUUCGUUUAGACUCGAGGUUUAGUGUUUAUAAAAUGUAAAAAGAGAAGACUGAUGCACCAAAGAGCUAGAGGGAUGCAAUUUUGCAAGACUGAUGUUUACCACAGAUAAAAUUUUAAAAAAGCAGAUCAGCCCCUCAGCUGUUUGUUUCUCCACAGCUGCAUCUUUGGGGCCUGUUUAUAGAUCAACCUGUUGCAUCUAACUAAAAUUCUUAAGGCAUCAGGAACUUUUUGAAUUGAGAGCAACACUGUGCACAUUUACAGACGUGAUACACUGGCUUAAUUGAUAGAAUUUCUAGACACGCCAGGAUGUAAUAACAAGUGUCUCAUGCAUUGAACGGUCAAGGAAGGUAGACUUGUCAACAAAAAGCUACACCUGUAAUAUCUUUUAUUGUAUAGAAUAUAUUUUAGCCAAAUGCCACUUUAGAGGAGAGAAGGAGAAGGGAAAAAAACCAUUUCAAAUUGCCAUAAAACUAAUUCGAGUUCCCAAUCCUGGUCUGUGUUAACUAACGAUGAAAUUACACAUAAUGAUUUGGCUACCAUUGCAGGAUGCUUACAUAGGCUGCUAGAGAACUGGUAGUUCCAGUGUGUCGCCCCAAAUAUUGAAUCUGAAACCUCACUGUCCUUCCACUAACUCCAUCAGAGCUGUCUUCUCAGUUUGUUUUCAUGGAGCACGUGUGACACCCUACUACCCCAGGGAAAACCUGUGGUAUUCCUUUUUAGAAUGAUGUCAGUCACACUCAGUCUGACCUGAAUGUUUAGACUGUGUUUGCGUUGCAAAACAUCCUAUCCGUCUGUUUUUUUACCACAUAUGGAAGUGGUACAACUGUGAUUGGAAAAGAUCAGAUUUGGUGUGACUUGUAGUGUUCCAACUACCGGUAAAAUGUCAGACAUGAAUAACACGUGAGCCAAAAGGUCUGAUUUGAGCACAACUGCUUUCAACUGUGAGAACAUAGCCUUUACUGCUCUGAUCUCAGUACUGACAGAGUAACAAGUGUACGUUUGCAUGGCUCGAGCCCUCUGGAGUAAAAGAAAGUGUGUUGGGUUCAGUUGAGUAAAGCAGAAAUGUGUGUGUAUGCUAGUACUUACAAAAGAUGUUCUUGUUGCUAUUGGUGUGAAUGUGACAGCAUCACAGUCUGUUAAGUUUAGUCACAGUUUUUCAGAGGAGAUCGUCACCUGCUUCUUUAUUUCACAGCUGAAGUACCAAAGGAAUGUUGUUUUAAAGUGUCUCAGAUAUUGUGAGGCUGGCCUUGCAGGUACUCUGUCAUGUAGGUGGGAGUUGGAGAAAAAAAACUUAACUGUUUGGUGAAGCCUGUUGAAACUGAAUCACAAUAGCACAACCUUUUCCCUACUCCUCUUUCAGCUUUCUAAUUUGCCUCACAUGUUUUGUGUAUUUGACAUUAGUGUGCACCUGUCAGAUUUGUCGGUAGCCAUAGUCAUUGUGCUGUCAGUACACUGUCAAGGCAGUCUCACAGAUGUGACUAAUGAAAACUGCUCAACAGUUUUUUUUUCUACCCCCAAAGACUACAUGUGAAGUAGUGAAAAAGCUUUAAUACUUUUAAAUGACAUUCCUUUCAGCUGGUGGUCUGUUUUCAGAAAUGUAAUGUUGGUGUAGCAUCUGCAUUAAACAGCACACAGGUCCAGGUAGAACUUUUGUAGUUGUGUUCCAUUCAAGGCCUAAAAAUAAGAUCCUACCUUUUUUUUUAAAUUUAAUUUGCAAAAUGUCUGCAAACCUGGUGUCAUUCUGUCAUCUUAGGUUAUUUGUGGAUUUUUGAGAAGAAAACGUCUCCCUCUCCUGGAAUGAGUCUGUAAUGUAAGGUGGACAGAGGCAGGGGAAGACUUUGAAUUCUGUCUAGAUGCUCUGUUUACGUGGGCACCAUAUCCUCAACUAUGUGCAGCUCAACUACAUUAGUUAUGGUUUUCCGCUGAAUCCUUGUAGUGUUGCACACAGCACAAUAGGAAAACGAUUGCCUCAAUGUUGGCUGUGGUGUAGCAGGUGACAAUGAGGUCUUGUUGGUCCUCUAGUGACACACCUUCUCUCUGCUGCAUGAUUCGGAUGCUAAAAUAGGAUGUGCUGCUGCCUCUAGUUUCAACAGCCUUUGAUCAAACCUUUUCACCAAACUGGUUUGUUUUGAGGUUGAUUCUGCCAAACGCAGUCAGCUCCAAACAACUGACAUCUGUUCCUCUUGGGGAGCUAACGCUUCAUUAAUGUCUGCAGCAAUGUUGUGAAUGUGUCUGUGGAAAGUAAGAGGAGAGUGAGAGCGACUAGAGUUUAUGGGGUUUAUUUUUGUUCUUGGUAUCAUCUUAAACCUCAAAUUCAAAUCAAUAAAAAUCAGCCCUAGGAAAUCGUAAUGUCAGCGCAUUGUUUUCAGGAAUCCAUCUUUUUUUUAUGAAAUGGAUGCCACUGACAGUACUUGUUUACCAACUCAGUUUUAUUUGUAUUUCCAGGUGGUUAUCACCAGGUUAAAGCUGGACAAGGACCGCAAGAAGAUCCUGGAGCGCAAGGCCAAGUCUCGCGCCGAUGGAAAGGAGAAGGGCAAAUACAAGGAGGAGACCAUUGAGAAGAUGCAGGAGUGAAAAUGAUCUUUUGCUAUCAAUAAACUGUAUAAAUGGACCCUUCCUUGUGUGUGUCUCAUCUUUUAGCCCUGACCCGUG
This is a messenger RNA of Xyrichtys novacula (pearly razorfish), 7587 nucleotides long. The record is from the annotation of a GenBank genome assembly. NCBI's taxonomy places the organism in Eukaryota, Metazoa, Chordata, Actinopteri, Labriformes, Labridae.